CGGUGGAGAACAAGCGUGAUGAUCAAGAAAAGCAGUGUCCCUCUGCACUGGCCCAAGGAGGUCUACGACUACGGGCAGAAAACGAUCACGGAUGCAGCGGUGGGUGGCAUCGAUCUCCGGAAAGGCUGCUGGAUUCACUGCAAAUGGUGCAACAUGACGUUGAAGACGCCAGCCUUCUCACUUGUGAUGUGGAAAACUCAUCAGCAGAGGAGGAAGCAUUUGUUGCAUGAGCAAAAGAUCCUGAACGAUAGUUCACAGCCCCCCUUCGUCACUUGUUCGUCUCAGGCGUCUGUCCACAGCUCGACGUCAAGCAUGCCAGGCACACCGACGAGUCUGCUAGGUCUUCAAUCAUCCCAGGAACACGAGUCUCUGAUGCUUGUUCGUCGUGAUCUUCAUUUGAAUAAGCAGCAUCAAGCUCGGUACCAACGGGAUGUGACAAACGUGAUCAACGCGAUGACAAGUCUCGUGUCCGACCAACAGGGCGACUUGGACACAAUGCAACGUCAGGUUAGCGAUAUGACAAACGAAGUUGAGGACCUAAAGAAGCAAGUGGAAAUCCUUCGGCGAAAGGAGCGGCAAAAGCAGGUGCGAGCUCCUCAGUACGAGGUCAUUCGACCGGAUUCACGCACUCCACGACGAAUCCCAGCGAGUCAUGCGCUUAGCGUAAAGACUAACGGUGACUACAGCAAAGAAAGACAGUUAAGGAAUCCCCAAAAGGUAGCUAAAACCAAAAAGCCCAAGAUCAGACACAGCAUGACGGAGAUGGAUUUAUUCGAGAAGCGCUUCCAACUCGCAUAGCGCAAAUAAUCAAUGAAGUCGAGGGAGCAUGCAGAAGCUACAAGGCAACAGGCGGGCUCAAAAGUCAAGAGUAGCAAGACUCUUAGAAGAAAAGAUUACGCGUUUCACUUCCCGUUUGUUCGACAGGGCAGGUGGGGCACUUGAAUCGCCUGUAAAUUCCAGCAUUCACAUCAGUAGUGUCAGAUCUG
This is a messenger RNA of Phytophthora nicotianae INRA-310, 986 nucleotides long. RefSeq lists its product as hypothetical. NCBI's taxonomy places the organism in Eukaryota, Oomycota, Peronosporomycetes, Peronosporales, Peronosporaceae. The record is from RefSeq and is a predicted model, not a curated record. The transcript has 2 exons. The coding region runs from base 19 to 798 and encodes 259 amino acids.